CUGGUACCUUAGGCAUGGGUACCUAGUAAGGUGCUUCAUAGGCGAACUAUGAUGCAGCAAUAGCAGUAUAUCUCAGUCUACACAUUCAGAUAUCUUGUAUUAUCAGAGAUGGCCGAGUUCUCAAUCGUCACUCUUCCUACACCAGCACCUGACCACAAUACCCUCCUGGAGUACUCCUCACGGCUUAAGGAACUCCGACUCAAAAGCCUGAAGCAAGAUCCCGACAGCUUCAUCUCAAACUAUGCAUCGGAGUGCGAUAAGCCGCAAGAAUUCUGGCUGGACAGACUCUCGGAAUCCGGAGUGACUCAUCUGGUUGUCGUCCGUAGAGAUCCUAAUGCCACAAAACUGGGCAACGAUUCUAGCCUCCUGGAUGGCCAGUGGGUAGGCUUUGCGGUCCUAACUACUCCAGACGGAGAUCCAUCUGAAGAUAUAGCCCAUGACCCCCCGGAAUACAACUUAAUGGCGCUUUAUAUCGACUCUGACUUUCGUGGUCAGGGGCUCGGGAAGCGAUUGGUGCAGGCAUCCAUAGACACGAUCAGAUCGCACCGUGCUGCGAAUGGCAGAGCAUCUGCUGCCUGCCUGAUAACCGUCCGUCAUGGCAAUGACCAGGCGCUGGCACUGUACCAGAAGAUGGGAUUCAGCAUCAUUGAACCCAAUGACCAGAUCGAGAAGGAUGGAAGAAUCUAUCCUUCAACGGUGUUAAGAUUAUAUGUUUAGGGAAGGCUUCUCACGAAUGUGGCUCCCAUUCAAAAUGAAGUAGACCUGUGAAGCUAUCAUUCUUCUUCUGCGGUGAGCCCCUUAGCGAAAGGGGCUGAUAGAUGUCGCACGUGCUCUGUGUGGCGUCCUGCUGGAUUAUUGGUUGAGACGCCCAAAUCCAGACAAGAGUGACAAGAAUCCUGACAGCACGCUCCGUAAGUACCUCCUUGAAAUGGCGAGAUAUGGUAGACCGUGGCUUGUAGUCAAAUACUACAGAGAAAGAAAAGACCAAAGCCCCCUGCCCCUUGAAGUGGU
This is a messenger RNA of Exophiala dermatitidis NIH/UT8656, 1011 nucleotides long. RefSeq lists its product as uncharacterized. NCBI's taxonomy places the organism in Eukaryota, Fungi, Ascomycota, Eurotiomycetes, Chaetothyriales, Herpotrichiellaceae. The coding region runs from base 109 to 717 and encodes 202 amino acids. Gene Ontology annotation, molecular function: acyltransferase activity, transferring groups other than amino-acyl groups. The record is from RefSeq and is a predicted model, not a curated record. The transcript has a single exon.